This is a messenger RNA of Vespa crabro (European hornet), 654 nucleotides long. RefSeq names its product piggyBac transposable element-derived protein 4-like. The record is from RefSeq and is a predicted model, not a curated record. The transcript has 3 exons. Lineage: Eukaryota; Metazoa; Arthropoda; Insecta; Hymenoptera; Vespidae. The coding region runs from base 1 to 654 and encodes 217 amino acids.
AUGAAUCUGCCGCUGCCGUGGUGGGAUGGAAAUUUUGGAGAUUCCUAUGCGGAAAACACUAAUUGUGAAUCAAAUUGUGGUAAACUUGAAAAUGAUACUGUAUCAGAAGAUAGUGACUCUAAUAUUAGACCACCAAAAUAUAAAAAUAAAAAUAUAAUAGAAUCUGAUAGUGACGAAGAAUUGGAGGAAGAGUGGAACGAACAUGAUAUUACGCCAAAGCAACAAAAUUAUUUAAAUAUUCCUGUUGUUACGCAGACCAAUUUGUACCAUUCUCAAAUGAAAGGAUUACAUAAAACCUCUGCAAAAACGGUACCAUGGACGGAGGUUACCACUAAUGAAAUAAAAAAGUUUCUUGGAUUACUAAUAUUGAUGGGCCAAACCAGAAAAUCUCAUUGGAGAGAUUAUUGGUCAACGGAUCCUUUAGUUGAAGCACCAAUAUUUCGAGCAACUAUAUUCAGAAUGCGAUUUGAACAAAUUCUUACAUUUUUUAAUCUAAAUGAUAAUACACAACAUACAUCUUCCAAAGACAGGCUUUGCAAAGUUAGACCGCUUUUGAAUUAUAUUAUUCCAAAAUUUCAGUCCCUAUAUUACACCCAAGCAGGAGUUGGCUCUAGACGAAGCAAUGGUACCAUACAGAGGAUGCAUCAGCUUUAG